GCUGGGAUUACAGGUGUAAGCCACAGUGCCCAGCCUGAUUUUGGGACUUUUGAAGAGCAGUUUAAACACUUGAUGCUAUGAAGUUGUUUUGCUUUCUAAGCAGUUUGUUAACAAAUCAGUUUGAUAACUUAUUGAUUAUCUUAUGGGUCAAGUUGUGAGUGUAUUAAGUGGUUUGGGUUUUUCUUUGCAUUAGAAGUUGGUCAUUUAGCUCUGCUGAUCAAGAAAUUAAUUUUAGUCCCCUGGAAGCAACCAAGACCUUAAGUUUACUUACAGUAAUUAUUUAUCAAUAAAUGAUCUAGAAAUAGCACUCCAAUUUAAAUCCUGAAAACUAACUUAAGGAUCUACUUAUAUGCUUCCAUUCCUUGGCAGAUUUCUAAUAAAAAACCAAAUUGUUAGUGCUUCUUUAAGGUAGUGUUUUUCAUCCAGGUACAUUGGACUCAUCAUUUCUCUCACUCAUUCGCUUGCUCAUCUGUUCCCUCUUUUGCUGUGUCCUGGGCACAGUACUAAAUACUGGGGACACGACUAAGGCAGGGUCCCUGCCAGCAAAGACUACAGCUUUUAGUUUGGGAGAAAAAUCAGAGAUGUCCUUGGCAUCUGGAAGUAUCCUGUGAUUUCUUCUGUUUUCUUCUUUUCAACUAGAAAGGCAGAAUGAGUAGCUUGUUCAAAGAACUUAAUGGAUUUAGGGAUGUGAAUAGAUGGCUUUAAGGGAAGCUGAUGGCUUCAUAGUUAUUUCUCUGAUUGCAAAAUACUGAAAAUUUAAGGAAUUUCCUCAUCUAAUGAGCAUUUGUUACUGAGGUAGAUGACCUGGGCAUUCAGGUUUGCUUUGGGAACUUAAUCAAACAACAUUGUAUCGAUUCUUCCAGGAUGGAGACAGUGUCUUUUUGACUCUUAUCCUCUAUACUUAACACUGUGUGUGAUACAUAAUAGACAUUAUUAUAUAGCCAUUAUACAGUCAUGUGCCACAUAAUGACAUUUUGGUCAACUGUGGGGCAUAUAUAUACAGUGGUGGUCCCAUAAGGUUAUAAUGGAGCUGAAAAAUUUCUAUUGCCUAGUGACCUCAAAGCCGUCAUAAUCUUGUAGUGUAAUUAAAAAAAUAAAUUUAGUGUAGUCUAUGUGUACAGUGUUUAUAAAGUCUACAGUAGUGUACAGUAAUGUCCCAGGCCUUCACAGUCACUCAUCACUCACUCACUCUGAGCAACUGCCAGUCCUGCAAGCUCCAUUCAUUUUCUUCCCUGUGGAACAGUAGAGACCUAGUCUGCCUUCUUUCACAAGAUCAUCCUUCAAUUAUUUGAAGGUGAUUAUUCAGCAUAUAUCUCUUGAGUACCUGCGCAUGCAAGACACUGUCCUGGAUAUUGUGAGAGAUCCAAAGAUUCUCUUUGUGGCCAGAUGGGUUUGUAUGGACAGGCUUGUCCAUCUGUAACUUCAUUAAGAUGUAACUCAGGCUUUCCCUCACUUUGGAACUCCUAGAUUUGUGAAUAUUGGAUAUUUUGAGAAGCAGGGGUUCUUUCCUUGAUAUUGACUAAGGAGUCUAUUUACCUUCAGGAUGACAUCUGAACUGGAGAGCAGCCUAACAUCUAUGGACUGGUUACCACAGCUCACCAUGAGAGCAGCCAUCCAAAAAUCUGAUGCUACACAAAAUGCACAUGGAACAGGAAUUUCUAAGAAGAAUGCACUCCUUGACCCAAAUACAACUCUGGACCAGGAAGAAGUCCAACAGCACAAAGAUGGGAAACCUCCAUACAGUUAUGCCAGCCUCAUUACAUUUGCAAUUAAUAGCUCACCCAAAAAGAAAAUGACUUUAAGUGAAAUUUAUCAGUGGAUUUGUGAUAACUUCCCAUAUUAUAGAGAGGCUGGCAGUGGUUGGAAGAAUUCCAUACGACAUAAUCUGUCAUUGAACAAAUGUUUCCUUAAAGUGCCUCGAUCUAAGGAUGACCCUGGAAAGGGGUCCUACUGGGCAAUAGACACCAAUCCGAAGGAAGAUGCGCUGCCUACUCGGCCAAAGAAGAGGGCACGAUCUGUAGAACGGGCCUCAACUCCAUAUAGCAUAGAUUCAGAUUCUUUGGGAAUGGAGUGUAUUAUUUCGGGAAGUGCCUCUCCAACUCUGGCAAUCAACACUGUGACUAACAAAGUAACAUUGUAUAACACUGAUCAGGAUGGUAGUGAUAGCCCACGCAGUAGCCUUAACAACAGUCUCUCAGACCAGAGUUUGGCAUCUGUUAAUUUGAACAGUGUUGGAAGUGUGCAUAGUUAUACACCGGUGACAAGCCAUCCAGAAUCAGUCUCUCAAUCAUUAACUCCUCAGCAGCAACCACAGUACAACCUUCCAGAAAGAGACAAGCAACUACUUUUCUCAGAAUAUAAUUUUGAAGAUCUUAGUGCCUCAUUUCGGAGCCUUUAUAAGUCAGUUUUUGAGCAGUCACUUAGUCAACAAGGUUUGAUGAACAUCCCUUCAGAAUCUUCCCAGCAGUCCCACACUUCAUGUACCUAUCAGCACUCUCCCAGCAGUACAGUGAGCACUCACCCACACAGCAACCAAAGCAGCCUGUCCAACAGUCAUGGCAGUGGCCUCAACACCACAGGCAGUAAUUCGGUUGCACAGGUCUCACUAUCUCACCCCCAGAUGCACACACAGCCAUCUCCACAUCCUCCCCAUCGACCGCAUGGUUUACCGCAGCAUCCGCAGCGUUCCCCACACCCAGCGCCACACCCACAGCAACACAGCCAGCUCCAGUCCCCUCACCCCCAGCAUCCCUCUCCACAUCAACACAUACAGCACCAUCCGAACCAUCAGCAUCAGACGUUAACACAUCAGGCACCCCCACCCCCACAACAGGUAUCCUGUAAUUCUGGUGUUUCAAAUGAUUGGUAUGCGACACUUGAUAUGCUAAAAGAAAGCUGUCGAAUUGCCAGCAGUGUUAAUUGGUCAGAUGUAGACCUUUCACAGUUUCAAGGUCUGAUGGAGAGUAUGAGACAGGCAGAUCUCAAGAACUGGUCUUUAGACCAGGUUCAGUUUGCCGAUCUUUGUUCUUCUCUUAAUCAGUUCUUUACACAAACUGGCCUUAUACAUUCACAGAGUAAUGUUCAGCAAAAUGUUUGUCAUGGUGCCAUGCAUCCAACAAAACCUUCCCAACACAUUGGAACAGGAAAUUUGUACAUAGAUUCUAGGCAAAAUCUCCCUCCUUCAGUGAUGCCACCCCCUGGUUAUCCUCAUAUCCCACAGGCACUCAGCACUCCAGGAACAACGAUGGCAGGCCAUCACAGAGCCAUGAACCAGCAGCACAUGAUGCCUUCCCAAGCCUUCCAGAUGCGGCGUUCCCUGCCUCCAGAUGACAUCCAGGAUGACUUUGAUUGGGAUUCAAUUGUGUAGGGCUUGUUUCUGCAAGACACCAGACCCUAACGUUACCUUUCUGUGCAGUGAAGGGAAAGGUUUAAGAGAAUCCAGUUGAGAAAACAAACUUGCUAAUCACUUUACCAAUGUUAUCAAAAUUACUUUUGAAGACAAUCAGAAGGAUUUUAGCUGGAUAACUUACUGCUUUUAUCUGACCUAAACAAGUACUACAUGUUUGUCUCCCUGCCAGCUGCCCUAUGUAGCUCCUAACUGUUGUGUGAUUUGGACGGCUUUUUGCAUAUUUGUGUCAGUUUGAUGUUAACCACAAGUGCCAGACUGAUUUUUCAGACGGAGCCUAUUUUGCUGCAAGCAGUUUAUAUAAAGAUACAUAUGUGUAAAUAUAUGUACAAAAAUUACUGAAAGGCUUCAGUUUUUUCUAAUUGGAUUAUUAUGUCUUGAAAGGAAAGUUAUUGUCAGUUUUUAUUCCUUGUUAGGCUAUUUUCUGCAGGAUGCUUUUAACUGAUGUAGGAAACUGAAAGGAAAUAGAUUUUUUCCAAAACCCAGUUCCCCUUAUUUAAUCUUUUUUAGAAAUGUGGGUAAUGAAUUCUACCUAAUAAGUCAAGGAAACCAGAAUUUGACACACUCCAACAAUCCAAAGGGGCAUGUUGCUCCUGAGCAGCAUGAAGAACUGACCAAAUUGGUUUUGAUGCUUGGGGGAUCAUAGAGUAUUUAUGUCUGCUUUUCUAAAUCUGCGUUACAAUAGCUCUAAAAUUUGUUGAUGGGUAAGAAAUUGGGCAUUGCUUGGCUCUUUAAACACAUCAGUGCUUCCACAUUCACCUAUGUAUUUAUUAUUCAAAAGUGUCAUUUUAAUAUUUAUUGCUACCUUCUGUGAAUGCUUAGCUCCUGUCGGGUUCAUUAAGGAGAAAUGUGUCUGAAAGCACAGAAUUAUUAUUAUUUUUUUCUUUUUUUGAGAUGGAGUCUUGCCCUGUUGCCCAGGCUGGAGUGCAGUGGCACGAUCUCGGCUCACUGCAACCUCCGCCUCCCGGGUUCAAGCAAUUCUCCUGCCUCAGCCUCCCGAGUAGCUUGGAGUGCAGGUGCACACCGCCAUGCCUGGCUAAUUUUUUGUAUUUUAGUAGAGACGGGGUUUCACCAUGUUGCCUGGGCUGGUUGCAAACUCUUGAGCUCAGGCAGUCUGCCUGCCUCAGCCUCCUAGAGUGCUGGGAUUACAGACGUGAGCCACUGCGCCCGGCCCAGAGUUACUUUUCUUGAUAAGAAUUUACAGAUAAGACACUCAGAGAGACAUUGUGUCAUUCUCUAUCAUCACUUCUUUUACCAUGUGAGUAGAUUUCUCUGUCUUGGCAUUCUUGCUGAUUCAGACUUAUUAGUUAAAUCGGAUUUUUCUGGAAUUUGAAUCAGAUUCCAUUUGGGCAACAACAGCAGGGCAGUGUUUCUAAAGCAGGCUUCCCCACUCAUCUAGGUUGUCUUGAAAGGAGGAUAGAGCCACUUACAGUUUUAUUUGCUUCAGUGUUUAAUGUAGAUAUUAUGUGGCCUGCUGUUUCUGUUGUCUUGUAUGUCUGUGUAUGCAUGACAUUUGGUCCCUUUCUUUGAAAUGCAGCCCACCUCUUACGGGUUUUUUAGUGGUGGUGGUUUGUUUUGUUUCAUAUCAUAUCACAGUUUGCAUGGACUGAUUAUCUUAGUUUUAUGAUAAAACUAGAAGAAAUGAGGGGUUUUUUUUAAUGAAUAGAUUUUGAAUUGAUUCUUUAGACCCCCCAAAAAGUGUCAGUUCUAAUGGGGAAAUAUAUUCCAUCAAGUCAAAGAGUAAUAACUGCUCACUAGUUGCUUUUUAGCAUCUCUGGUCUUAUCAGCCAUGCUAAAUCACUUUAAUUAGCCUUAGUGAUUCUAUGGUUGAGUAAUCUCUACUUGAACUAAACAAACAUCUUUUGUUUCUGUGUGUGUGUGCUGUGUGUGAGAGUGUGCGCGCGUGUGUGUUUUAAUGGAGUGUUGCCUUGAAUGAAUCACUGGGAAGCCAGCCAUGGUAAGGGCUGGUGAGGUUGGGGAGAAAGGAAGAGCUUUAUGUUUCUCUGUUGUUUGGACCCUACUUGGCAUGAAAAAGGAAGCUCAGUUCCAGCCCCUUGGAUCAACAAAAAUCAGAGGAUUCUGGAAAGGCAGCCAACUUGCGCCUCUUAGAAGGAUCAGAGGCAAGAUGAGAUGGCAGCCUGCAGAGUAAAUGCUUGAAAAAAGAGGGGUGAUUUUCAAUGGUUUGCUUAAGUCACUGUUUUCUAGACACCAAAAUAGCUGUUUUGAAACUGUUUUAAUUGCUUGGGUAGCAAUGUGCACUUUAAACAAUUUGGAUAUUGGAAUGCAGUCUCAUACUGAGUGAUUUGAGUAGAACCACUGAUGAUGAUUUUAUAAAUUGUGUGAAGCGAAUUUCCCAUUUGGCAAUCAUUUACUGAUUUGCAGUGAUGAAUAUUUUUAUGAGAAUUUAAACUUAGCAAGAAUGGCCAUGGAGGCAAAGCCUUCACCCAGACCCAUCCCACUCUCCUGUGAUCCAGGUGGUCCAGGAGCCCAGGACAGGCCUUUUCUGUGGGCCCUGGCCAGACAGGGUUACCUGGUGAGGUGCAGAGAGUCCCUCUAGUGGCCAUUUUGUAUGGUAGUUGCUAAUGCAGAACAAGUUCUGUCUUGGGCUUAAAUUGACUGAAGACUUUAGGGGGAAAGAAUAGUAAAUGCAUGUAAACAAAUGGGGGCACUCUGUUCAGGAGAAUAAUCCGACUGGCAUUUGUGGCAGUUUUUGAAAUGUAAAUGUAUUCAUGUGUGUUCUUGUAAAUACAUGUCACUCAGAUGUCCUUUGAAGUGGGAGGGAAUCCGGGGAUAAUUUCAAAUGGAAUAGAGUAUUUUGAUAUUGUUCAUUCAGAGGGUGAUGUGUACAUAUCUAUAUUGUAUAUAUGUGAUGAAAAUGCAUUGGCUUUUUGUGCAGAUACCACCUGCUCUCUGUACUGCUGUUGGACAGUCAGUGUUUUAAUGUUUCUACAGUUUUGCUAUUGCACGAUUUCAUAUUUUGCCUCUAUGAUGAACGGCAACCAUUAUUUGUAACUGUUUAGUGCUGUAAAGAAAUAUUCCAAGUGUCAUUAGGAUUGUUGCUGCCAGAACUGAUAUGCAUGAAUGGCACUUAAAAUAAAUAUAUUAUGUUAACUCUA
Messenger RNA from Pan troglodytes (chimpanzee), 6522 nucleotides. RefSeq names its product forkhead box J3 (gene FOXJ3). Gene Ontology annotation, biological process: regulation of transcription by RNA polymerase II. The record is from RefSeq and is a predicted model, not a curated record. NCBI's taxonomy places the organism in Eukaryota, Metazoa, Chordata, Mammalia, Primates, Hominidae. Gene Ontology annotation, molecular function: RNA polymerase II cis-regulatory region sequence-specific DNA binding; DNA-binding transcription factor activity, RNA polymerase II-specific. Bases 1544 to 3367 code for a protein of 607 amino acids. Gene Ontology annotation, cellular component: nucleus. The transcript is spliced from 14 exons.